UACAAGUUGUGUGGAAGUAUUUACAGAGCGGACUCGACCCAGUUUCCUGCUUGACUUACAUCUCCAGGAAAGAACUACAGUGCAGGUGGAGGGAUGAGCCUCUUCCCUGUGAUUGGCACAGAUGUGCCGGAAGCAGCCAAUGGGGUGGAUACACCAGGCUCCCCUGGAUCCUGUAAUGUGAAUGGCCCGUACACCCACGCCCCUAAUACCCCUGCACAGCUCCUGAAGUUUGGGGGUAGGGUGCCCUGUCCUGGGCAGGGAUCCCUUGAUGAGACUGAGAACUCUGUGGAUGGGGAGAGCGCAUGCGAUGGACAAAACCCCAUAGACACUUCUCACAACUCCACGUCCGAUUCAGACACACAGCAACACACCGACGCGUUCCCAGCCCACCCCUCCUUCCCCACUGCCACAUGCACAGCAGACACAGAGCCAGACCCACACGAGCCCCCCAAAGACAUGUCCCUCACUGGACCCUCCCAAACAGGUAUGCCCCUAAACGAGACUCUGUCUGGAGACUGGCAGCACACAGGCACUCCAUCCAAAGACACAGCCCCAGAGGGGGACACUCACAGCGCAGACAAAAAGCAGUCCGAGACAAAGCACACAGAGCCUUCUAGCUGCUGUGCUGCAGGAACAGAGGAGGAAAAGGAGGUGGAGGUGGAAGAGGAGGAGUGUGAAAAUGAGAGCGAGGAGCAGCAUGCAGGAAACACACAGGCUGAAGUCUCAGCUGAGCUUACAGAGGAGCCCUCGGCAGCAGCUCCCAGCUCUGUCCCAGCUGAGGGGGGGGAGUCGUCAGGCAGCAGCCCUUGUCCGCCCCACGUCAUGGCCCAGGUGCGCGUGCGGAACGUCCCAGAGCGGGAGCGCAUUGUCCGGGGCAUGCAGGACAGCAAGAGCCUGGACGAGAUCAGCCAUGCAUGCAUCGGUGGGGGUCGGGGGGGCCAGCCAGAGGGCCGCAGGGCCACCAUCUCCUCUGCCCUGGAGCUGGAGGGAACAGUCAGCCACGACGGGGACCUGACCCACUUCAUCUGCCGCAACCUGGAGCAGAAGAUCAAGAUGAGCUCAAAGCCCAGCCUGGACUGUGACUGCGACUCGGACUGCUCGGGUUCCAUCAGCAGCAGAGGUCGUGAGUCGUCGUCGCGGCGGCCGGCUGACAUCCCUCCCAUCGACCCUGCUGUCUUGGCGGACCUGCAGAGACACACGCAGGAAGUCGCCCACAGCGUGGAGCUAAUGAUGCGCAGCCUCAACGGAACCAUCCAGAACAUGACAGCGCUGAGUGUGGGCUACAUCCAGACCUAUAGAGACUCUGUGGACAGCCUGGGGGAGUCUGUGGACAUGAGCAUAAAGGGAAUGUACACACUGAUGGCGCGUUGUGAGGAGCUGGACCGCUCUAUGCAGCCCAUCCACACUCUGGCCGCCCAGAUCCGGGACAUUAAGCGUACCCUGGAUGCCCUGGAGGCCAUCUGCAAGUAGCCCCUCUCCCCCCCUGGACUCUUACCUGGAAACCCCUCCCCGAGAAAUCCUCUUUCUAACCUAACGACCCCCCUCCGUCCAUACCGCCCUCCUGGAAUCACUGCUACUAAUCAUGCUAGCUUCAUGGAUGAUCCGCUCCUCCCCCUCACCUCACCCCUCCCCAUGUAGACGUCAUGCUUCAAACCCCUCCCCCCACCCCGGAAAUGCUCGCUCGGCUAGGAGCCCCUCCCCCUGACAGAACUUGAAGGAAACGGAGCGCUUGAUGCUUCUCUUAUUACCGUCCGACCCACGUGGUUCAGAUUGUACUAACUGCUGCCGCCCACACGGGGGCGCUCUCUCUUUCUCAUGGAGAGUGAGAUUUAGGAACAGAUGAGAUGGUUUAGAUGUUAGUCACUUCUUAGGCAGGUUGCUUAAACUAGUGAGACGAGACACAGGAGAGGGUGUGGGGGUACAUAUGUCGUAUAAAUGUCAUGUUACAUACCUGUUACCAACCGAACCUGUUACCUGUUACCAACCAACCAUUCCCUGCGGAGCUCUCCUCUCCGAUCCCGAGAUAAUGUUGCGCUUUAGGAGACUGUGGUACCCUCUGUCAUUUCACAGGUUGGUAGGUAGGUACUAAGUAGGUAGUCCUGUCUUAAUAUCGAACAUAUCUAUUUUGCCUAAAUAGUGCUUGCCAUGGUGAGAGGUUGUGGACAGCUGUUACAUGUAGCGUGCCGUUACUGGCUUGUACCAUGAAGGACUUGAAUGCUACCAGAUGUCAUCAGAUCUGCAGAAGCCCCACC
Messenger RNA from Salmo salar (Atlantic salmon), 2252 nucleotides. It is a transcript of the gene borcs6, whose product is annotated as BLOC-1 related complex subunit 6. The record is from RefSeq and is a predicted model, not a curated record. NCBI's taxonomy places the organism in Eukaryota, Metazoa, Chordata, Actinopteri, Salmoniformes, Salmonidae. Gene Ontology annotation, cellular component: BORC complex. Gene Ontology annotation, biological process: lysosome localization.